AUGAAUUCACCUGCUAAUACAUUAAUUGAUUCUUGUACGAAACCUCAACCAUAUACAACUUAUUCGUCAGACAUGUUGGCUUUGAAAGCUCAUCAUGCCUUAGUACUGGAAGAUUUAAAAGCAUUACCAAGAUUUUCGGGUGAAGAAUCACAAUCGAUUAAUUCAUGGCUAGAAGAAAUCGAACUUGUAUAUGAUAAAGCAUUUAUUACUGAUAAUGAUAAAUGCUACCGCACACUGAAAUUGUUAUCCAAUAUUGAUGACAAAUGGUUGGAAUUUAUUCGUCGUCAAAAAUUAGAUUGGAACGAAUUCAAACGAAAAUUAAUUAGUCGAUUCGAAGGAAAGAAGGACCCAUCACGUAUUGAAUUCGAAGAUGCUAUUCGAAAUCGACACUAUCAUGAUAAUGAACCAAUGCAUCAAUAUUAUUCUGAUGUCAUGAGACAAUGUGAUUUAUUAGAAGUAGAAUAUCCAGUUUCAGAUCGUCAUCGUAUUGAUUAUAUAAUUCGGGGUCUACCUGAUAGUAUUCAAGAUCAAUUAUUAAUUAGAGAAUAUUCAACAUCAAAAGAAUUAUUAGAAGUAUUGCAAAAAAUUGAAGAACGCCGUAAACGGACAAAUUUCGAACAACAUGUUACUAGUAUAGAUGAGAAUGCUCCAUUACCAAUAGCAAGGGCAACACCCAUAUCACAAACAACAUUUUUACCAACAAACAAUCUUCAAUCAAAUAUACCUUUUCUUCAACAAUCUGAUCAAUACCGUAAUAAUACAUAUCAUAGUAAUCAGUUACAACAGUAUCAUCUACCUUCACGCUCAUCAUCAAAUUAUAACCAACAACGUACUCAGCAACAACGAUCCAUUCAAUGUUAUAAUUGUGGCAAGUUUGGACACAAAGCCACAAAUUGCUUUAAAUCAAAACAACGUUUAAACUAA
Messenger RNA from Rotaria sp. Silwood2, 924 nucleotides. Lineage: Eukaryota; Metazoa; Rotifera; Eurotatoria; Philodinida; Philodinidae. The record is from the annotation of a GenBank genome assembly.